GGCUUGGCAUGCGGGCGUCGCGUCGCAGCGUUCAGCCAACGCGUUUCAGUGCUCGGCGAGCGGAACGCAGUCGCAGCAACACAUAUUGAUCAUUCGGACGUUUCUGGGCUCGGCAGCGACGCGUGCGCUGGAAACAACGCCUGCAGCACCAAGGGCUUGCAGGCGUUUUGCACCAAUCGCCGCGAAGCGCGCGGUCCGAGCACGCUCACCGCCGCGAGACGCGGCCGCUGCAAACAAUGAUCGCGUCGACGAGCGCCGCCGCCUGGGCGUUACUCCUCGUCAGCCUUUGUUAUUGCGCCUACCGCCUCGUCCACUACCAGAACAGAGAUAAACCGUUAGGACGAAGGGAGUCCGUACCUUUAUCACAAUUGGAGCACGCUUCUUUGAGAACAGUGGACACGGUCCACGCCCUCGCCGAGGAGCUGCCGGCCGUCGCCAUCGACCAGGUGGUGCAAAAGGCGCAAAUCCACGGCGACCAGCUCAAGCUGGGCGAGGCCUGCGGCGCGACGGCCGCAACCAAAGAAGGGCAGCUCGCGAAGCGCAGCACGAAGGGCCAGUGGCAAACUCGAUACGUGGCUCUGUCGUCAACUCAUUUGGUGUAUGCGGCCUCGAAGAAGCAAAGGAAGCGGACGCGCUUCGCCUUACCCUUGGAGAACGUCACGUCCGUCGCCGCGUGGCACGAUGCUGAUAGUUUCGUCGUCACAUCCGCAAGGGGAAAUGAAUUGACGCUCCGAGCGUCUUCCGUAACAAUAGCUGAUGACUGGAUGGCCGCCAUCAGAGGAGCUGUGGAAAAGCGACGAAGGGACCGGCACGAGGUACUGAGCGAGGAGGACUAUCUAGAUGCGUCGGAACGGGCGAAGGUCGAGGCUUUACGGGUAAGGUGCAAGGACGACCCUUCAUUGCAGAGGGACCACUUGUUGGAAGAUGCGAAUCUCGUACGAUUCGUAAGAGCGAGAGAUGGGAAUGUGAAUAAAGCGGAGAAGAUGCUCAGGGACCACGGGCAGUGGCGCGACGAGUAUGGGUUUGGAGAGUUAUUGGCUGCUGGGAAGACGCCGGAGGACGCCUUUAUAGAGAGAUGGUGGCCGGAUGGGUUGUUGGAGGGUUCGGACUUGAAGGGCAGACCAGUACAACUCAUACGACUAGGCAAGGCCGACUUACCAGGAAUAGAAAGAGAAGUAGGAAGAAAAAAAUGGAUCGAGUACUGCUGCCUGAAGAACGAGGCCCUGUUCGAAGAAAUAAGAAGGCGCUGCCUCGCACAGAACACCUUCGAGACCUCCGCACCGCUCAUCAUGGACAUGAGAGAUUUAGGUACGCACCACGCCUGGGGCGUGCCGUUGUUUAAGGCGAUGCUCGACGUGACCGAGCCGAACUUCCCGGAACGACUGAGCGCGACGUACAUCGUGAACGCGCCGGCGGUCUUCUCCUGGUUGUACGGCAUGGUCAAGGGUUUUUUGAAUCCGGGCACGGCGGCGAAGGUGCAAGUUUUUGGGGCGUCCGACGAUCACCUGAAGGCGCUGCUCGAGGUCAUGCCCCUGGCGACGAUACCCGUUGAUUUGGGCGGGGAGGCGCCGUUGCCGAAGAACGUGUCCGUGGGCGGCACGGUGCGCGCGCGGCGUCCUUCUACCAUGGGUGGCGUCGCGGCGAUGGCGUGCGGGGAUAGAAAUAUACCGUCACACAGGUUCCGAAGGGAGCGUUAGCGGACCUCCGGGGCACGCCCGGCGAGCCCGCCGUCGCCGUCGACCGGGCCGUCGCGGAGCCUGAACCCGAGACCUGGGGCGCCUACGACACGCGGGUGGCCGAGGGCGAAACGUAAGUCACAAUACUUUCA
Pelagomonas calceolata is the source of this 1828-nucleotide messenger RNA. Lineage: Eukaryota; Pelagophyceae; Pelagomonadales; Pelagomonadaceae. The record is from the annotation of a GenBank genome assembly.